AUAAGUGACAGAGAAAGAGGAAGAGUGGAUAGCUGGAACGAGUAGAGAGAGAAAGAGAGAGAGCAAUGGCGUGUUGAGUGGGUGAAGAACUCACAGUCUCUCUUUACUCCCCUACCAAAGAUACGUUUAUUUGUUCACAUUGAGAAGGGAUCCCGACAGAUCUACUGUCAUUUCUGAGAAAACUGGCAUAUCGAAAACAUGGAAGCGAAUGCCGGAAUGGUGGCCGGUUCGCACCGGAGAAACGAGCUGGUUCGGAUUCGCCACGAUUCAUCCGAUAGUGGGCCCAAACCUCUGAAGCAUUUAAAUGGCCAGAUGUGUCAGAUCUGUGGUGAUACAGUUGGACUCACUGCCAGUGGUGAUGUAUUUGUUGCUUGCAAUGAAUGUGGUUUUCCAGUUUGCCGUCCUUGCUAUGAGUAUGAGCGGAAGGAUGGAAGUCAAUCUUGUCCUCAGUGCAAGACCAGAUACAAAAGGCAGAAAGGAAGUCCUCGUGUUGAUGGGGAUGAUGAUGAGGAUGAUGUUGACGAUUUGGAGAAUGAGUUCAAUUAUUCUCAAGGAAAUAACAAGGCAAGACGUCAGUGGCAGAGUGAAGAUGGAGAAUUUUCAUCAUCCUCUAGACAUGAAUCUCAACAACCGAUUCCUCUUCUCACCCAUGGCCAUACGGUAUCUGGGGAGAUUCCUACACCUGACAACCAAUCUGUUAAAACUACAUCAGGUCCUUUAGGCCCUUCCGAGAAGAAUGUUAAUUCUUCUCCUUAUGUUGAUCCAAGGCAGCCAGUUCCGGUUAGAAUUGUUGACCCAUCAAAAGACUUGAACUCCUAUGGGCUUGGAAAUGUUGAUUGGAAAGAAAGGGUUGAAGGUUGGAAGCUCAAACAGGAGAAGAAUAUAGUGCACAUGACCAACAGAUACCCUGAAGGGAAAGGAGACAUAGAAGGCACUGGUUCAAAUGGAGAAGAACUUCAAAUGGCUGAUGAUGCUCGACAACCUCUGAGUCGUAUAGUGCCUAUUUCUUCAUCUCACCUGACCCCUUAUCGUGUUGUGAUCAUUCUUCGGCUUAUCAUUUUGGGCUUCUUCUUACAAUAUCGUGUAACUCAUCCCGUGAAAGAUGCAUACCCAUUGUGGCUGACCUCAGUUAUCUGUGAGAUUUGGUUUGCCUUAUCUUGGCUUCUAGAUCAGUUUCCAAAAUGGUCUCCCAUCAAUCGAGAGACUUAUCUUGACAGGCUGGCAUUAAGAUUUGAUCGGGAAGGUGAACCAUCACAACUAGCUCCAGUUGAUGUGUUUGUCAGUACAGUGGACCCCCUUAAGGAGCCUCCUCUUGUAACAGCAAACACUGUUCUGUCAAUCCUUGCUGUGGACUACCCUGUGGACAAAGUAUCUUGCUAUGUUUCAGAUGAUGGUUCAGCAAUGUUGACUUUUGAAGCCCUUUCUGAAACUGCAGAAUUUGCAAGGAAGUGGGUGCCUUUUUGCAAGAAGCACAACAUUGAGCCCAGAGCCCCAGAGUUUUAUUUUGCCCAGAAGAUAGAUUACUUAAAGGACAAAAUUCAGCCUUCUUUUGUUAAAGAACGCCGAGCGAUGAAGAGAGAAUAUGAGGAAUUCAAGGUGCGUAUUAAUGCCCUUGUUGCAAAAGCUCAGAAAAUGCCUGAAGAAGGUUGGACAAUGCAGGAUGGUACUCCCUGGCCUGGAAAUAAUCCCAGAGACCAUCCAGGAAUGAUCCAGGUCUUCCUGGGCCACAGUGGAGGUCUUGAUACUGAUGGAAAUGAGCUGCCUCGACUUGUUUAUGUUUCUCGUGAGAAGCGACCGGGCUUCCAACAUCACAAGAAAGCCGGUGCCAUGAAUGCAUUGAUUCGAGUUUCAGCUGUGUUGACCAAUGGAGCAUUUCUGUUGAACGUGGAUUGUGAUCACUACUUCAAUAACAGCAAAGCUCUUAAAGAGGCCAUGUGUUUCUUGAUGGAUCCUGUUCUUGGAAAGAAGACCUGCUAUGUACAAUUCCCACAACGUUUUGACGGCAUUGACUUGCAUGAUCGAUAUGCCAAUCGUAAUAUCGUUUUCUUUGACAUCAACUUGAAAGGGCUGGAUGGUAUCCAGGGACCGGUCUACGUGGGAACUGGUUGUUGUUUCAAUAGGCAAGCUCUAUAUGGAUAUGAUCCUGUUUUGACUGAGGCAGAUUUGGAGCCAAAUAUUAUUGUGAAGAGUUGUUGUGGCUCAAGGAAGAAGGGAAAGAGUGGGAAUAAGAAGUACAUUGACAAGAAGAGGGCAAUGAGAAGAACUGAAUCCACUGUUCCUAUUUUCAAUAUGGAAGACAUUGAAGAGGGUGUUGAAGGGUAUGAUGAUGAGAGGUCUCUUCUCAUGUCUCAGAAGAGCUUGGAGAAGCGUUUUGGUCAAUCCCCAGUAUUCAUUGCCGCCACCUUCCAGGAACAGGGAGGAAUUCCACCAUCAACCAACCCUGCAACUCUUCUUAAAGAGGCAAUCCAUGUCAUUAGCUGUGGAUACGAGGACAAGACUGAGUGGGGCAAAGAGAUUGGAUGGAUCUAUGGUUCUGUGACGGAAGAUAUUUUAACUGGGUUUAAAAUGCAUGCCCGUGGUUGGAUAUCAAUCUACUGCAUGCCUCCUCGCCCUGCAUUCAAAGGGUCUGCACCUAUCAAUCUUUCUGAUCGUUUGAACCAGGUUCUUCGGUGGGCCUUAGGGUCUAUUGAGAUUCUGCUCAGUAGGCAUUGUCCCAUAUGGUAUGGCUACAACGGAAGAUUGAAGCUUUUGGAGAGACUUGCAUACAUUAACACCAUUGUCUACCCCCUAACAUCUAUCCCAUUGCUGGCUUACUGUACACUCCCUGCUUUUUGCCUUCUGACUGGAAAGUUCAUCAUUCCUGAGAUAAGCAAUUUUGCUAGCAUGUGGUUCAUUCUUCUCUUCAUCUCUAUCUUUGCUACCGGAAUACUUGAGCUUCGUUGGAGUGGUGUUAGUAUCGAGGACUGGUGGAGGAAUGAACAGUUCUGGGUCAUUGGUGGUACAUCAGCUCAUCUUUUUGCAGUCUUCCAAGGGCUUUUGAAGGUACUUGCAGGAAUUGACACCAACUUCACUGUCACGUCAAAGGCCUCUGACGACGAUGGGGAUUUUGCAGAACUUUAUGUGUUUAAAUGGACAUCUCUUCUAAUCCCUCCAACUACAGUCCUCUUAGUGAAUAUGGUGGGAAUUGUUGCUGGUGUGUCUUAUGCCAUAAACAGUGGCUACCAAUCAUGGGGUCCUCUAUUUGGUAAGCUUUUCUUUGCCAUCUGGGUCAUUGCCCAUCUUUAUCCUUUCCUGAAAGGUUUGCUGGGCCGGCAAAAUCGGACACCCACCAUCGUCAUUGUCUGGUCAAUCCUUCUUGCCUCCAUUUUCUCCUUGCUUUGGGUCCGGAUUGACCCCUUCACUGCAGGCACCAACAAAGCUGCAAAUGGUCAAUGUGGCAUCAAUUGUUAAUUUGUUACAAGGCCAUAAAAGCCGGGUCUCUCUCCUUCGAGCUCACUCGUGUAUAUAACAGGAAAGUCAAGAGGAUUACCAAAAUGUCAACACCAUCUAAAUUAUAUACCGUUCUUGAAUGGAAGUACUUUUGCCUGGAGCUUUUGAUGGAUGAUGAAGGAGAAAAGUAUUUUGUAUGAUUUUUUUAGGGGUAUAAUCUAUAGUUCUAGCAAGCUUCUAUGGUGGAUCUCCAAAUACUAUUUGUACUCAUUGCAGACCUAAAAUUUAAACUUUGUGGUGUUAUUGUGCAGCCUUCUGUAAUUCUAUUCUAAAUGGUUUUUUGGUUCAGAACAUAUGGAUAUUGGAUAGUAUCUGUUCAUCUAA
This is a messenger RNA of Carica papaya (papaya), 3813 nucleotides long. Its product is annotated as cellulose synthase A catalytic subunit 1 [UDP-forming]. Gene Ontology annotation, molecular function: cellulose synthase (UDP-forming) activity. The record is from RefSeq and is a predicted model, not a curated record. Gene Ontology annotation, cellular component: membrane. Gene Ontology annotation, biological process: cellulose biosynthetic process. Lineage: Eukaryota; Viridiplantae; Streptophyta; Magnoliopsida; Brassicales; Caricaceae.